CCCCGAAUUUUUAAAAAUUAUUUAAUUUAAUUUUUGCCGUAUAAAUACCCCACUCUGUGUGAGCAUUUCUCACCAUCACAUUCAUUUUAGCUUCCACUGCCAUCAGUCUAUAAGCUUUCUUUUUCAGCAGCAGCGAUGGCCACAGCUCAGGUUGAAUCAGUUCCAACUCCAGUAGCAGAGACGAAUCCGCCAAAGGAAAUCGCCGCUGCUGCAGAGAAAGACGCUGCGCCAGCCGAGGAAGUCCCGCCGCAGGAAGAACCUAAAGAGUCCGAACCUGUAGACAAAGCAGCUGCUCCCGAAACCGAUCCACCGGCUGCGGAAGCCGAGCCAGAGAAAAUUGUAGCUGAGGAGCCAGCAGAGGAAACCGCCACUGAGGAAGUUACAGAGAAGAAGGUUCUGGAAGCAGUAACGGAACCAGUUGUUGAAGCCACGGAAGCAGAGAAACCUCAGGAAACAAAAGAAGAAGAAGAAGAAGUCAGUAAAGAGGCAGCACCAGCAGCCGAGCCUGAGGCUCAAGCUCCAGCCGAGGAAGCGGCGCCGGCGGAAGCUCCGGCUGAGAAAUCUGAGUGAAAAAUCGAUCGCUUCAGUGAAGAAAGGUGCGACGGUUGCAAGUGUUUUUUUUUUUUCUAUAGUCCAUAUCUUGUUGGUCGCUAUAAUUAUUAUUAUGAUUAUAAUUAUUGAUGUUGUGUAUUUUGAGGUUUGAAAAAGAAACAUAUAUAUUAAUAUAUAUAUAUAAUAUAUAAAUUAUUAUACGUGUGAAGUUUGAAGCCUGUUCCUGCUGUAUCAUAUUAUUGUGAUGAUGAUCCUUUAGCUCUGUUGCUUAAAUACCGUUGGUAUAUGAAUGUGUGCGAAUUCUCGUGUC
Messenger RNA from Andrographis paniculata, 862 nucleotides. RefSeq lists its product as uncharacterized. Lineage: Eukaryota; Viridiplantae; Streptophyta; Magnoliopsida; Lamiales; Acanthaceae. The transcript is spliced from 2 exons. Bases 136 to 570 code for a protein of 144 amino acids. The record is from RefSeq and is a predicted model, not a curated record.